This is a messenger RNA of Plectropomus leopardus (leopard coralgrouper), 2627 nucleotides long. It is a transcript of the gene neff1, whose product is annotated as neuronal intermediate filament family member 1. Lineage: Eukaryota; Metazoa; Chordata; Actinopteri; Perciformes; Serranidae. Gene Ontology annotation, cellular component: cytoplasm; intermediate filament. Gene Ontology annotation, biological process: intermediate filament organization. The record is from RefSeq and is a predicted model, not a curated record. Gene Ontology annotation, molecular function: structural constituent of cytoskeleton.
CACACACACUCACCCUCACACACUCCUAAACUCCACACACUCUCUCUCUCUCCCGUGCAGAGCAGCAGGACCGGACAAAAGGAAACAUGAGUUACUCCAGCGAGAUUUACAGCAGCAGCUCCUAUCGGAAGAUCUUCGGAGAUGCCCCCCGGUCCGGCCGUGUGGGUCUGGGCAGCAGCCCGUCCCGCCUGCACCCUGCGGGUUACCGCAGCAGCCACCGCACCUAUGGUUCCCCCUCCGUGAUGUCCUCCUCCACCUUCCGCCGGACAGCGGCUCCCGGCCGCGUCUUCUCCAUGCCGGACUCCUCGAUGGACCUAACUCAGUCCACCGCGGUCACCAACGAGCUCAAGAUCAUCCGCACCAACGAGAAGGAGCAGCUGCAGGGCCUCAACGACCGCUUCGUGUCCUUCAUCGAGAAAGUGCACAACCUGGAGCAGCAGAACAAAGUCCUGGAGGCAGAGGUAACGAUGCUGCGCCAGCGCAAUAACGAGCCCUCGCGCCUGCACGAGCUGUACGAGCAGGAGAUCCGCGAACUGCGGGCGCGCGUUGAGGAGCUGACGCACGAGAGGAGCCAGAUGCACCUGGACUGCGUGCAGAUGAACGACACGCUGGAGCGCGUGAGGGAGAAGCUGGAGGAGGAGACCAAGCUGCGCGAGGAGGCGGAGAACACCCUGAAAGGCUACCGGAAGGACGUGGACGACGCCACCCUGGCGCGCCUGGAGCUGGAGAAGAAAGUGGAGUCGCUGCUGGACGAGAUCGCCUUCCUCAGAAAAGUUCAUGAAGAGGAGCUGCAGGAGCUGCAAGCUUCUCUGCAGGCCACUCAGGUCUCAGUGGAGAUGGACAUGAGUAAACCGGACCUGACCGCUGCUCUGAAGGACAUCCGGGCUCAGUAUGAGAACCUGUCGGCCAGGAACCAGGCUCAGGCAGAGGAAUGGUACCGCUCCAAGUUUGCUAGUGUGACUGAGGCGGCUGCCCGCAACCAGGACGCCAUCAAGCACUCGAAGGAGGAGCUGAGUGAGUACCGCAGGCAGGUGCAGGCCCGCACCCUGGAGAUCGAGGCCCUUAGGGGCCACAAUGAGGCCCUGGAGAGGCAGAUUGCCGAGAUGGAGGAUCGCCAUAACAAUGAAAUGGGAGAGAUGCAGGAUACCAUUCAGCAGCUGGAGGCUGCCUUGCGCAGCACUAAAGGAGAAAUGUCCCGCCAUCUGCGUGAAUACCAGGAUCUCCUGAAUGUCAAGAUGGCCCUGGACAUUGAGAUCGCUGCCUACAGGAAGCUGCUGGAGGGCGAGGAGUGCCGCCUCAGCACCGUCGGCGGAGCCAUGGUCCAGUCCGGCUACCCGGGCUUCUCCUACAUGUCAUCCCGCGCCUACUCUCUGGGAGCCUACAGGAAGUUUGGAGCCAAGCCUGAAGAGGAGGAGGAAGAGGGUGGCGAGGAAGAAGAGGAGGAGGUAGAAGAGGGAGAGGAGGGAGAGGAGGGAGAGGAGGGAGAGGAGGAGGGAGAGGAGGGAGAAGAGGGAGAGGAGGGAGAUGACCAGGAGGAAGGCGAGGGUGAGGGAGAAGGAGAGGAGGAGGAAGAGGAGGAGGAAGAGGAGGAGAAGCAGAAAGGGAAGGAGAAGGAGGAGAAGGAGGAGAAGGAGAAGAAGAAGGAUAGCCCCAACGGCAAGAACAGCAAGAGUUAAACUACUUGCAUCAUCUUCAUCAUUAUCAAUAACACAUUCCUCAUCCCACCAAUCACUUGUAUGGAUCUGUUCACUCUGUCACACACAGUUCUGCACACUCCGGAUGCCUCACCUCACACCCCCCGUGUUUCUGUUUGCUCUGUAUCUCAGAAGUGGUUAGUACAAACUUUAUUAGACGGAAAGGGAGCUUUAGAUGGAAAUAGAUGUAUUAGAAUGGCAGUAGAGUCUUUUGCUCCGCAGAGGUCGCCAUCAUUGUACAUCCCAUCAGCGCAGAGGGACGUGCAGAAAGAUAAGCGCGAUGCCACUAAGUUUCUUAAGUUUGGUAAAUGUGCCAUCAAUGAUCAGUAAUCACAGUAAGAGCAAUCAAAACCUUGAAAGUAACAAUCUCGUCAGCACACAGACUUUUAACAGAAACGCACAGCCAGUCCAACUUUUACGGUGCUAUUUGAUUCUUACAUAUAAAAGUUGGGGAGUACGUUCAAGAUUUUAUCCUCGACCGAAGCUCUACCAGCUCAUAUCUGAGUGUCGGCUCGUCACACAGAGGAGAAAGCUCCUGUUUGAACUGUAAGCCCCAUGCUGAAUGCUUUUCACUCCCCUCUUUCUGCCACUCAUCACUCUCUUGUUCUGCAUCUCAUCCCACCACGACAAACGGAAAUGUAACACUUCAUUCUCUCUUUCAUUCACUGCAGUGUCAGAGCACGGCAAUAACGGCAACUCGGAAAAAAAACAACUGUAUAUACAAAAUGUGUUUGGAGAGUGGAUGGUAUUUCCAGUUGCUGCAGAGGAGGAGCUGCAGCUUCUCAGUGAGGGAGUGCAUCUUUGGGAAUGAAAUUAUAGAGUUAAAUUACUGCUAUAUAUAAUUUUUUGGGAAUAUGAAUUAUCCCCCCUUUGAUUGAUUCAUUUGUCAGUGAGUUUAAUAUUCAUUUGCAAGUCCUUACUUAAGUCCUUCCU